Molecule: messenger RNA, 2298 nt
Organism: Encephalitozoon romaleae SJ-2008
Lineage: Eukaryota; Fungi; Microsporidia; Unikaryonidae
Product: ATP-dependent DNA helicase
Exons: 1
Coding region: 1-2298 (765 amino acids)
Biological process (GO): DNA replication; double-strand break repair via homologous recombination
Cellular component (GO): cytoplasm; chromosome; nucleus
Molecular function (GO): four-way junction helicase activity; ATP binding; nucleic acid binding
Source: RefSeq, a predicted model, not a curated record
AUGAACAAUGGGAAGUAUGAAAUGGAGUCGGAUGAGUUUUUUAUUAAUGCUGUCCUGGAGGAACGGGAGAUCAACGACUUUUCCUGGGAGUUUAGUGAAAUAACAAGCAAUUCUGAUAUAAGAGGAAGCACAAGGAUUGAAAGAGAGGAUUCUGAUAGUGAUGUGGAGUUUAUAGACAGAGUGGAAGUGGAAUCACCUUUGUGUGAGAGGAAUGCGGAGGAUGAUACAUCUUCUGGGAGUGGGUUGAAGAAGAACCUGGGAAGAUUAGAGCUGAAUGGAAUGAGCGAAGAGUCUGUUUUAAGAAAAGCAGAUGCUUGCUUAAGAAGUGGGCUUGGAAGCAAAAACCUAAGCGAGAGGGCAAAAGCUGAGGAAGGUGUUGGCGAUUAUGAGUAUUAUUCAUCUCUUGGAGAAGGUGUUUCUGACAUCAGUGUUGUUUCUGAUGGAGAGAUAGAAGAUUCUACUGACAUUGAAAUACUAUCGUUAGCAGAGAAGAAGGAGGAAGUAGUGGAGAAGUUUUCUGAUUCAUGCAGCCUUAACAACGAUUGUAUCAGAACAACAUUCCUUAGAUCAUCUAUGGAAGAUAAAGAGGAUGUGGAUAAUUCGUUUCCGGUGCAUGUCUUGGAAGAGUCUUCCUUGUCGUCCCAUGAAGAUGCUGAGCCAAGAUCGAUUGAAGAGUUUUAUCUUCGGGAGGUUUUCAAGAUGAAGGAGUUUAGGAUGAACCAGAGGGAAGUGAUACAAGCAUGUCUGUCUGGAAAGGAUGUUUUUGUGUUGAUGCCCACUGGAGGAGGGAAGAGUAUCUGCUACCAGCUACCUGCUCUUGUGUAUGAGGGAAUCACUAUUGUUGUAAGCCCUCUUCUUUCUCUUGUGCAAGACCAGAUCCGGAAUCUCUUGCAGAAAGAUAUUCUUGCACUUCCCAUCAACUCGAAUCUUAGCAGGAAUGAAAGAAGCCUUGUGUUUGAGGCCCUGAGGAGUGAUGAGCUUAUAUGCAAGAUAUUCUAUGUGACGCCUGAACUUAUUGCAAAGAGUGGGCACUUCCAUGAUGUAGUGUCUGAAUUGGUGAGAAGGGGAAGGUUGAAAAGAUUUGUAAUAGAUGAAGCGCAUUGUGUUAGCCAAUGGGGGCACGACUUCAGACCAGACUAUAAAGAGCUUGGAAGUAUAAGAAUAAGAUACCCUUCUGUUCCGAUCAUAGCAUUGACUGCUACUGCGACAAAGAAGGUGGAGCUGGACAUUCUGGAGAAUCUUGGAAUCCGGGGAUGUGAAACCUUUAAGAUGAGUUUCAACAGAAGUAACCUGAGAUAUGAGGUGAGGGCCAAGACAAGCACUGUUGAGCUAGAUAUUGUGAGUUUUGUUCAAACACAUUUUCCUGACUGCUGCGGAAUAAUCUAUUGCACGUCAAAGAAAGAAUGUGAAAUGAUCAGUGACAAGUUGAAGAAGUACAUGAAAACAGCGUUUUACCAUGCAGGCCUUAGUAAGAACGAAAGAAAUAGUGUUCAAGAGAAAUGGAACAAAGGGGAGUUCAAAGUGAUUGUUGCUACAAUAGCAUUUGGGAUGGGGAUUGACAAGAAGGAUGUGAGGUUUGUUAUUCAUUACUGUAUACCAAAGUCGUUGGAAGGGUAUUAUCAGGAGACUGGAAGGGCUGGAAGAGAUGGUUUGGAGAGUGUGUGUGUGCUGUUUUACACGUAUGGAGACAAGAAGAAGAUCAGCUUUAUGAUUGAAAAGGGAGAUGGAGGGUAUGAGCAGAAACAAAGGCAAAGGGAGGAUCUGGAGGCGGUCAUUCAAUUCUGUGAGAAUAAGACUGAUUGCAGAAGGAUGCAAGUACUGGGGCAUUUUGGAGAGAAGUUCGAUCCUCAAAUGUGUAGGAAAACAUGUGACAACUGUAGAAGAGAGGCGAUGGUUAAGAAGGAUUAUACCAAGGAGGCCCGGGACUUGAUUCUUCUAGUUUACACAAGCAAUCGAAUUACAUUAUGCCAAGCUGUAGAUGUGUACAAAGGGUUGUCGAACAAGAAGAGUAGAGAGUACUCUGAAAGCGAAUAUUACGGAAAAGGGAAAAGCUUGAAGAAGACGACCAUAGAAAGGAUUCUUCGAAGCCUCAUAAGCCAGGGAUGCAUCCAGGAAAGAAUAGAAUUUAUGGAAAGAAGGUUUUCAUGGUCUUAUCUUGUGGCCAAGAAGACGCGAGUUGAAAAACUUGAGCUAGACGAGGAGAAAGAAGAAACUAGCAAAGCGUCUCUAGAUGGGAAAAGAAAGGAUAUGGCGAGAGGAGGAGGGAAUAGAAGGACCAUGAAAAAGAUUAAAAGAUGA